Molecule: messenger RNA, 1489 nt
Organism: Ilex paraguariensis (yerba mate)
Lineage: Eukaryota; Viridiplantae; Streptophyta; Magnoliopsida; Aquifoliales; Aquifoliaceae
Source: the annotation of a GenBank genome assembly
AUGGCGUCUUUGCUUGGGUCUUUCCCGAAACCUCUUUCUUCAGUUUCAUUUCCGGUUACGGCUGAGCUAUCAUCACUGACUAUUGGUAGGAAUGGUUGGAGGGGAGACAAUUUCCGGACGUGUCAAUUUCCAUAUUCUCAUGUAGCCGUACAAGUUUCACAGUGCAGCACAUGGAACACUCAGCACAAACUUUAUGCCAUGGGAAUUCAUCAGCAGCAUGUGAUGCAUCGCUUUGGGAAUGUUGAUGAAAGAUGUCCACUAUAUGGGAAACAUAGUAAAACCUAUUUGGUACAUGCGACCUCUGAACACCCUCUUGAAUCAGAACCUGAAGCUUAUAAUCCUAGGAGCCCUUUGCAAUUUGUGCCAGAUGCCUUAAAUGCUUUCUACAGGUUCUCGCGGCCCCAUACAGUUAUAGGAACGGCAUUAAGCAUCCUUUCAGUCUCUCUCCUUGCAGUUGAGAAGCUCUCUGAUUUUUCUCCAUUAUUUUUUACUGGGUUGAUUAAGGCCAUUGUUGCUGCACUUCUGAUGAAUAUCUAUAUCGUUGGUUUAAAUCAACUGUCCGAUAUAGAAAUAGACAAGGUUAACAAGCCUUAUCUACCUUUGGCAUCAGGGGAAUAUUCUGUUGCCACUGGAGUCAUGAUUGUUUCAUCUUUUGCCGUCAUGAGUUUUUGGCUUGGAUGGAUUGUUGGUUCAUGGCCAUUGUUUUGGGCUCUUUCCAUCAGUUUUGUACUCGGAACUGCCUAUUCUAUCAAUCUACCAUUGUUGAGAUGGAAGAGAUUUGCUUUCGUUGCAGCAAUGUGCAUCCUGGCUGUUCGAGCAGUAAUCGUUCAAAUUGCAUUUUAUCUCCACAUGCAGACCUUUGUUUAUGGGAGAUCGGCCGUCUUUUCAAAGCCUGUGAUUUUCGCAACUGCAUUCAUGAGCUUCUUCUCAGUUGUCAUAGCAUUAUUUAAGGACAUACCUGAUAUUGUUGGAGACAGGAUAUAUGGCAUUCAAUCUUUUACUGUCAGAUUAGGUGUUUUGGAUCUGUAUAUCGCUGCUUGAAAUGGCUUAUGCUGUUGCCUUGUUUGUCGGAGCUGCAACUUCCUGCAUUUGGAGCAAAUACGUCACGGUUUUGGGUCAUGCCCUGUUGGCUUCAAUACUUUGGAACCGUGCAAAAUCUGUUGAUCUGAAGAACAAAGCUGCAAUAACCUCCUUUUACAUGUUUAUAUGGAAGCUCUUUUAUGCCGAGUACUUGCUCAUACCACUUGUGAGGUGAAUAUGAAGAUGUUUAAAGAGGACAGAUUUUGACUGGUCCAUGUGAGGGUUUAAUUGCCCAAAACAUUGGAUUCGUUGAAACAAGAAGGCUCCAUAAUUGUGUUGGAUAAUGUUUUCAUGGUUGAAGCACAAAUGGUAGGGAUUGAUACUUAAAUCAAUGAAAAAUUAUUAUUAUUAUUCUGUUUAAUUUGUACCAGCCCUUAAACCAGCAGAUUGGUCUUUGCUGAUUGAAGAG